Messenger RNA from Colletotrichum navitas, 1185 nucleotides. RefSeq names its product PAP2 superfamily protein. NCBI's taxonomy places the organism in Eukaryota, Fungi, Ascomycota, Sordariomycetes, Glomerellales, Glomerellaceae. Gene Ontology annotation, molecular function: phosphatidate phosphatase activity. Bases 1 to 1185 code for a protein of 394 amino acids. The record is from RefSeq and is a predicted model, not a curated record. Gene Ontology annotation, biological process: phospholipid metabolic process. The transcript has 3 exons.
AUGCCCGAAUCGCCCGCGCCCUAUGCAAGGCGCUCUACACGUCCACGCCGCGGUCAUUGGACGCCCUCCCUGAUCGGCUCCUACGUCUUCGACUGGUUCGUCCUUGCUGUCGCUGGAGGUAUUGCAACAGUACUGGGAGUCGUCGAGCCGAACAAACGCCCUUUUUCCGUUCUUGACCCCAAUAUCUCCUUCCCCUUCACCGAACAUGAGACAGUCCCUAUGUGGCUGGCCGCCAUUAUCGCAGUUGGCGUCCCUAUCAUAAUUAUUGCCGCCGUAUGCCUCGUUCUCGUUCCUGGAAAUACUGUUCCCAAAGGAACUCCGAAGUCGCUUGUUUGGAAACGUAAACUGUGGGAGUUGCACGUUGGCUACCUUGGUCUCGCCCUCGCCCAUGUCGGCGCCUUCUUCAUCACUAACGGCAUGAAAAACAUGUUUGGAAAGCCUAGGCCCGAUCUUCUGUCACGAUGCCAGCCUGACUUGGACAACAUUCAGAACUACAUCGUUGGCGGCACUUUUCCUGGCAUCACUGGUUUGACCGGCGCGACUGGCUUUGGCCAACUCGUAUCAGCAAAUAUUUGCAAGAACACUGAUUCGCACACACUUGAUGAUGGCUUCCGCAGCUAUCCAUCCGGUCACUCGAGCUCCGCCGCCGCCGGCUUGAUUUAUCUGUCUCUUUUCCUCGCUAGCAAGUUCGCCGUUACUGUACCUUUUGUAGCUUCGGACAACGGUGCUGAGUCUCACUCGGCCUUCCCAUCUCGCCUGCAAAAGUCCGGCGUCGACUACGAGGUACUCUGCCGCCCCCCCAUCUACCUUCUGACUAUCGUGGUCCUCCCAUGGUUCGCAUCGAUCUUCAUCGCUGGCUCUCGCUGGUUUGACUUCCGCCAUCACGGUUUCGAUAUUCUCUUCGGCUAUAUGAUUGGCAUCUUCACCUCCAUUUUUGCAUUUCGCUACUAUCACCUCCCAAUCCGCCAGGGUGCGGGUUGGGCCUGGGGUCCUCGAAGCCACGACAAGGCUUGGUGGUCUGGUGUCGGAUCCUAUAGUUAUGCGACCGAGAAGGGCGACUUUAUCAGGGCAGGAGACGAGGAGGAAGCAUACAUGUCCAGACCGGUCGCGGGUCAAGCAUCAUCGACUCAAUACGUCAGCAAGGCCGGCUCCAAUGAAGGGGCGGAGCCUGAACCCCGUUUCUAA